AUGAACCUGAAAGUGGAGACGGAUGAGACUCACCUCGCCACGAUAGAGCGGGCGAAGCAAACAACCGGCCGGAGGCGCGCGGCCGGCGCGGCGCGCGCGGCCGUGCAGCGCGCGGCGCGCGGCGGCGGCAAGCGCCACGGGGCGACGCGGGCGGCGUGCGAGCAGCGCGGCCGCCCGGCUCGCCGGCCUGGCGCGCCCCAGCGAUCGCGGCACGACGCCGAAGAGCGGGCCCGCGGGCACCGUCGCCAGGCAGAAGCCCGCCGCAGCCACGCCCGACCCCGCCGCGCUCACGCGCCCCCUCCAGCAAGCUGCGGCAGCGCCCGCGCGGGCCCACCCACCGCCAACGCUGUUCUGUGGGAUGCUGUGUAAUUUUAAAAGGCAUGAAAAUGUCCUCAAAUAUUCUUUAAAUGGUCCAUUAUGUUUACAUUCAUAGUAAUGUAUCACAAUAAGCUCUGUGCAAUCUUGAUUCAUUAUAAAUGC
Molecule: messenger RNA, 480 nt
Organism: Gryllus bimaculatus (two-spotted cricket)
Lineage: Eukaryota; Metazoa; Arthropoda; Insecta; Orthoptera; Gryllidae
Source: the annotation of a GenBank genome assembly